AUGAACAGGGUGGCCUCGAAUGCUUCUGCUUCUGCUGGCCAACAGUGCCGCUUAGUGUGGCUAAUCGAGAUGGAUGCGGCCCGGAAUGCCAUGCGCCUUGCUUUUUCUGUUUUGAGCGCCAGUCGUCGAGCGACCACCAUUCACUCCCGACCGCCCUCUUUUUCCGGAGCGCUAUCCUCACCGCUCAGGCGCGUCGCAAUAUUUUCAAAGUUUUGUCAAAUCCGAGACUUUUGGAUUUUGGGGUACCUGUUUCCAAUCAUUGAACCCGAGUGUACUCCACAUCGCACUCCCUCUUCUUCUCUCUUCUGUUCGUUGGCGACCCAUCGUACGACCAUCAUUGGACAACACAAUGGGCUGACAGCUAAGAACUCGCAUUCAAUGCUGGAAAACCCAAGAACGGAG
Messenger RNA from Acaulospora colombiana, 402 nucleotides. The record is from the annotation of a GenBank genome assembly. Lineage: Eukaryota; Fungi; Glomeromycota; Glomeromycetes; Diversisporales; Acaulosporaceae.